AUGAUGGAAACUCUGGAAGGAGCUGAACUCUGCAUUCCACAGCUAAACUCAUCCUGCAAGAAGCCGACACAGCCUCACACUGCAGUGAUUUUUGUUCUGCUUUCUUUUGUUUCCAUCAUGACUGUGGCUCUUAACCUUCUGGUCAUCAUUUCCAUCUCCCACUUCAGGCAGCUUCAGACCGCCACCAACCUCCUUAUUCUCUCUCUGGCUGUCUCUGACCUCCUGGUAGGCUUCCUACUAAUGCCAGUUGAAAUCAUCUACACUGAGACAUGCUGGUUUCUUGGUGACAUUCUAUGCACUCUUUAUUAUGUUGUAGACUACAUCAUUACCUCUGCCUCAGUAGCCAGCAUGGUGCUCAUUUCACUUGACCGCUAUAUUGCUAUUUGUGACCCUCUACGCUACCACAGCAAAGUGACAAAGAGAACAGCACAGAUCUAUGUUUGUUUGUGUUGGGUUUGUUCUGUUAUUUACAGGAUUGUUCUCUUGAAUGAUCACCUGAAGAAACCAGGCAGGUCCAACUCCUGCAUUGGAGAGUGUGUGGUUGUCAUCAAUCAAAUUGCAGGAGUUAUUGACCUUGUUUUCACCUUUAUCAUACCCAUUUCUGUCAUUGUAGUUCUGUAUUCAAGAGUAUUCAUGGUGGCUGUGUCUCAGGCCCGAAACCUGCGGUCUCAAAUUGCUGCUGUGACAGCCCAACAUUCAAGGACUUUGAGUGUGAAGAAACCUGAGAUAAAAGCAGCCAGAACUCUUGGCAUUGUUGUAGUUGUGUUUCUGUUUUGUUUCUGUCCAUACUACUAUCCCACUCUGGCAGGUGAAAACACUUCAAUUGAUGCUUCAGUUGCAGCAUUUCAGCUGUGGUUGGCACACUUUAAGUCCUGUUUAAAUCCUGUCAUUUACGCUUUUUUCUAUCCCUGGUUUAGAAAAUCUGUUAAGCUAAUUUUGACACUUCAAACACUGAAGCCUGGUUCUCGUGAUUCUAAAAUACUGUACUGA
Molecule: messenger RNA, 990 nt
Organism: Archocentrus centrarchus (flier cichlid)
Lineage: Eukaryota; Metazoa; Chordata; Actinopteri; Cichliformes; Cichlidae
Product: trace amine-associated receptor 13c-like
Exons: 2
Coding region: 1-990 (329 amino acids)
Biological process (GO): G protein-coupled receptor signaling pathway
Cellular component (GO): membrane
Molecular function (GO): trace-amine receptor activity
Source: RefSeq, a predicted model, not a curated record